UUCUGCAGAGGCACGCCUAGAGUCUCUUCAUGCUCAGCGGCCCGCGCGCGCGCCAGCUGCAGCAAGGACUCGCUGCUUGUACGGCCAUGGGCCUGGAAGAUCGGCACCUCAAAGAUGGGGGGCCCCACUUGUGGCUCCCAGCGGAAGAAAAAACACGCGGGGCGUGCUGCCGCCGGCGGGCCCCCGGCCCAAAACUCUCCAGGGCCCCCGCGCCGCCGAGCCGCGCGGCAGCGCUGCAUCGGCCUGCGAGGCAGCGGCGCGGCGACGAGGAGGCGGCCGCCGAGAGGGGGCGCCGGGCUCCCUGGGCGUUGCGCCAAUGGGGGGACGAUCAAUCCGUCGGGACCGUCCCUCUGGAGCGAGUGGCGGCCCUCAGUCGUCGAACAGCCCGCCCUUGGUCUUCUUCUUGCUGCCCAGGUCGUCGUCGCCGAACCUGGCGAGCACUCUCUCCACGGUGGCGGGGCGCCAGAGGCGGCGAAACGCUCUGCGCAGCAGGAAAGGUAGAGGAUCGAGGUGUUUCGGCACAGCUGCGCACUGCUCCCUCGACAUCCCCAGGCCGAGCAGACUCGCGCGUGGUAACGAAAGCCAGAUAUGGGCCCGAUUGGCCACGCCUCCUCGUCCUCCUCACAAUCUGCACUGGAAGCAAGGAUACUCAGCCACGAAACAAGCAAACCGCCUGUGACAUUCACAAACUCUGGCAGCGAACGGUGUGCUGAAGGCAGGACAUCGGCUGAGAUAUCCCCACACUCUGCGAGUCUGAGUGUUAGUCUCGGUGUGGCUGGAAUCUGAGUAUGAG
Molecule: messenger RNA, 793 nt
Organism: Prorocentrum cordatum
Lineage: Eukaryota; Dinophyceae; Prorocentrales; Prorocentraceae
Source: the annotation of a GenBank genome assembly